Molecule: messenger RNA, 855 nt
Organism: Ilyonectria robusta
Lineage: Eukaryota; Fungi; Ascomycota; Sordariomycetes; Hypocreales; Nectriaceae
Exons: 2
Coding region: 1-855 (284 amino acids)
Source: RefSeq, a predicted model, not a curated record
AUGCUGCGCAAACAUGAAGCGCUCACUGUGGUGACGCCUAUUCCCAGCUUCAUCCCACGCCAGUUCGCCAUCAAUGUUCUCCACUCGCACAGUGAAGUCAUUACCAUCAAUCCGCUCGUCGUCGAGCACCGGCCCAUCAAGGCGCCAUCCGAUACCCCCGUCGAUGAAUGCGACAGCAGCUGGUACGAAAUUGUUGAGCGCAUCCAACUCAUCCCAGGCAAAGGCAAGCCCGGCUCUGGCAUAAUUACCUUCAAUGGCGGAUGCUUCCAUAACAUGCCCUGGGGCUUGCAAACGCACAUCAAAGCCCCGAUGAGCGUGGACUUGCGCAUAAAAUAUUCCAUCGACGGCAAUCAAUCGGGCAUUGAGCCUCCGCAACGUCUCGAGCUUGGCCUUGAGUCUCUGGGUGCGCCCACAGAUGGCUUAUACCUACGCCAAGACAUUGAGAUUACAUGCAAUAUUGCCAUGCUCAACUUUGUCAAGACGCCGCUGAAGGCAGAGGGCACAGCCCUGGUGCAACGGAUCAUCAGAAAGGCUGAGCAGAGUGAUGCCGCUGUUCUGCGCACUAUGAUGGAGAACAGCAAGUUACAGGUGCCCGGCUUGAAAGGCGGAUCUAGCUUGCCGGCAGAACUCCCACAUGAUGGAAUCUCACAGCUUCCUCCGAUCGAGCUGGCAGCAGAAUCUACUCCGACUUUAUACUGUGGCGGAGCUUCUCAGCCGUACCUUUCACCCAGCCACAGUCAGCAAAUCAAUAAACCAGCUCCAGGUCAAUUCACUUUACCGCCUCCCUUGUCGAAGGAACAACUUGCUUCCCACGAGUUACCAGGCGACUUGCAUCAUCGGCUGAACCCGUCUUAA